AUGUCGUUAUUUUAUACCGUUUCAAAAGCUAUUCAACAAUUUGUUUUGGUUUUCGGUUCAAUAUUAGUCUCAAAACGUAUGCAUAAGAAGCUGUUGUCGGCUAUCAUUUGGUCGCCAAUGAGUUUCUUCGAUACGACACCUUUGGGACGGAUUAUCAACCGGUUUAGUAAAGAUAUCGAUACAUUAGAUAACAUUAAAACAAUUUUAAAUCAUAUUUCAGAAUAUUCACAAAUAUGUUUAUCAGGAAUCAUAACAGUAUUAAUUAAAACUCCAUUAUAUUUUGUACCCUUUAUUGUUAUGGCAAUUAUAUUUUACGUCACCCAGCAUUUUUUUACAAUAUUUUCGAGUCAAUUAAAACGUUUGGAGUCAAUUACUCGGUCACCAAUAUAUGCUUAUUUCAGCGAAACAUUAAACGGCUUAUCAACUAUUAAGGCUUAUGGAUGUAGUGAUCGGUUCAUUAGACACAUGGAGUCAUUGAUCGAUACCAACCAAAAGACUCUUUAUGUCACUAUUAUUGCCAACAGUUGUCUUCAAAUAUUAAUGGAUAUUAUAUCCAGUUUAUUGAUAUUAUUUGCUAUACUUUUUGUUAUAUUAAAAAGAAACUUAUAUACCGGCGGCGACACCGGUAUGUCGUUAUCCAAUGUAAUCAUACUAUCAUUUAAUUUAGGUAGUCUUGUACUGUCAAUUAGUAAACUUGAGGAAAGUAUGGUUUCGUUUGAAAGAUUAGACGAAUAUAGUAGACUCAAACCCGAAACUGAUUUGAAAUUACAAAAACAAUUGAUACCCAAUAACUGGCCAAACAAGGGAUGUAUUGAUUUUCAACAGUAUUGUAGUCGAUAUAGAGAUGGAUUAGAUUUGGUGUUAAAUAAAAUUAAUUUUUCUAUCAAAUCGGGCGAAAAGAUCGGUAUUGUUGGCCGAACCGGAGCGGGAAAAUCGUCAAUAACUUUGGCACUGUUUAGACUAAUAGAGGCAUCUUCUGGUAAAAUAAUCAUCGAUGGCAUAGAUAUCAGUGAAGUAGAUCUUCACGAGUUGAGGACACGACUAACAAUUUUACCACAAGACCCGGUACUCUAUUCGGGAACCAUUCGCUUAAAUUUGGAUCCGUUAGGCAUUUGUUCCGACGAUGACUUGUGGAUAGCUUUAGAGCACUCACACCUUAAAUCGUUUGUCAAGUCAUGCGAUGGCGAACUGGACUAUCGAGUGACUGAUUGUGGAGACAAUAUAAGUGUAGGUCAGCGACAACUCAUAUGUCUGGCCCGGGCUCUCAUACGUAAAACACGUAUCCUUAUCCUCGACGAGGCCUCGGCUGCAGUUGACGUCGAGACCGACGCACUCAUACAGCAAACAAUUAGACAACACUUCAAAUCAUGUACUGUCCUAACCAUAGCUCACAGACUCAAUACAAUCAUGGAUUCAGACCGUGUGUUAGUGUUAAACGAGGGACGGGUAGCCGAGUUUGAUUCGCCUAUGAAAUUGUUAACUAAUAGUUCAUCUAUUUUUUAUUGUCUAUCCAAAGAUGCCGGACUUAUUUGA
Molecule: messenger RNA, 1533 nt
Organism: Oppia nitens
Lineage: Eukaryota; Metazoa; Arthropoda; Arachnida; Sarcoptiformes; Oppiidae
Product: ATP-binding cassette sub-family C member 3-like
Exons: 6
Coding region: 1-1533 (510 amino acids)
Biological process (GO): transmembrane transport
Cellular component (GO): membrane
Molecular function (GO): ATP binding; ABC-type transporter activity; ATP hydrolysis activity
Source: RefSeq, a predicted model, not a curated record